Molecule: messenger RNA, 1933 nt
Organism: Phlebotomus argentipes
Lineage: Eukaryota; Metazoa; Arthropoda; Insecta; Diptera; Psychodidae
Gene: Tbh
Product: tyramine beta-hydroxylase
Exons: 4
Coding region: 11-1807 (598 amino acids)
Biological process (GO): octopamine biosynthetic process; norepinephrine biosynthetic process; dopamine catabolic process
Cellular component (GO): secretory granule membrane
Molecular function (GO): dopamine beta-monooxygenase activity; copper ion binding
Source: RefSeq, a predicted model, not a curated record
CGCGAGCGAGAUGAAAGUAUUCCUGAUCCUUGCAACUUUCUGCCUCCCAGCCAUUCUGCCCGCUUCCAAAAUCCCGAUGACGAAGCUCCAUUCGCACCUCCUGGACGCGGAUGCCAUGAAGAUGAGCUGGCUGAUUGAUUGGCAGGGCGAGGAGGUCUUCUUCCACGUGCGCAACGCCUUCCGCGGCGAUGACAACUGGUUCUACCUGGGCUUCUCCAAGCGCGGCGACCUCGGCGAGGCCGAUCUGUGUGUGUUCCAGCUGAAGAACAGCCUCUUCAACAUCGCCACGGACGCGUACACGAGCCCAGACAGCCGGACAAUCUUCAAAGACGCCAGCCAAGAUUGUGAAUUGCUAAGGAUUGACGACAACUCGGUGGCUUUCAAGAGGCGCUUCAACACUUGCGAUCCACAGGAUCUUAAGAUGCACGAGGGAACAAUGUACAUCGCUUGGGCGCGCGGCCAGGAUGACUUUGAGCUGCUGGAGUCCAUCGACAUGGACUCACUGCAUCCCGCGGCCAGCGACGUGACGAUGAUGCAACUCCUGCGCGCGGACAAGAUCAACAUCCCCGAGAAGACCGUGGAGCACGUGGAGAUCGCGCUGGACAAGGUGACGAUUCCCAACAGAGAGACAACUUACUGGUGUCUGGUGCAGAAGUUGCCGGAAUUCCUGCGGCAUCGCAAGCAUCACGUCGUCCAGUUCGAGCCCAUCAUCGCCGCCACCAGCCGCCCCUUCGUGCACCACAUGGAAGUGUUCCACUGCGACACGGACGCCAGCCUGGAAAUUCCCUCGUACAACGGAGAUUGCACGGACGCCCCGCCAGAGACGAAGGUGUGCUCCAAGGUGUCGUCUCUGUGGGCCAUGGGCGCCAGCACCUUCACGUACCCGCCGGAGACCGGGCUGCCGAUCGGCGGCCAGGACUACAAUCCCUUCAUGCGCCUCGAGGUGCACUUCAACAACCCAGAUCUCGUGAACGGCACCGUCGACAGCUCCGGGAUGCGCCUGAAGAUCGUGUCGAAGCUGCGGAAGUUCGACGCGGCGGUGAUGGAGCUGGGAUUGGAGUACACGGACAAGAUGGCCAUCCCGCCGGGUCAGGUGGGCUUCCCACUCAGCGGCUACUGCAUCGCCGAGUGCACCAAGGCGGCUCUGCCGCCGCAGGGCAUCACGGUCUUCGGCUCACAGCUGCACACGCACUUGAGAGGCGUGCGAGUGCUCACCAGACACUUCAGGGGCCUCCGAGAACUGCACAACCUCAACCGAGACGACUUCUACUCGCACCACUUCCAGGAGAUCCGCCAGCUGCGCCGGAAGCCCGUGGUGAAGCCGGGCGACGCCCUCGUCACCACGUGCUACUACAACACGCUGGGGUACAGGAACACGACCCUGGGCGGAUUCUCCAUCAGCGACGAGAUGUGCGUGAACUACAUUCACUACUAUCCGGCCACGAAGCUGGAGGUCUGCAAGAGUUCCGUGUCUGAGCGGACACUCUCCGACUACUUCCGCUACAUGCGGAAGCGCGAGCACCAGAAGCUGGACCACCGCGGCGCGCGGUCGGACAACUACCGCGCCAUCCAGUGGACCAAGGCGCGCGUGGACAUCCUGUACACCAUGUACAUGCGCGAGCCGCUGAGCAUGCAGUGCAACCGGUCGGACGGACACCGCUUCGAGGGCUUCGCGUGGGAGGACGCGCCCGUCACGCCCGUGCCCUUCGAGAUCCCGCUGGAGCGCGAGUCCUGCUCCUUCCGCGACUUCUGGACGAAGCCGCUGGCCGAGGGCCAGUGCGACCUGCUCGGCGAGUGCAUCUACUGAGCGCCGCGCCCAAUAAGUACACACAACACUCAUUUUUAACCCCAAUAAAUGCGAUACUGACGUGCCCUCGCUCAAUUCUCGGCUCCUUCGGCCCCCUUUUGGGGCUCUGCACAUGACAAAUUGGCA